This is a messenger RNA of Thunnus maccoyii (southern bluefin tuna), 6019 nucleotides long. RefSeq names its product inositol polyphosphate-5-phosphatase Jb (gene inpp5jb). NCBI's taxonomy places the organism in Eukaryota, Metazoa, Chordata, Actinopteri, Scombriformes, Scombridae. Bases 1271 to 3367 code for a protein of 698 amino acids. The transcript is spliced from 13 exons. Gene Ontology annotation, cellular component: ruffle; plasma membrane; cytoplasm. Gene Ontology annotation, biological process: negative regulation of peptidyl-serine phosphorylation; phosphatidylinositol dephosphorylation. The record is from RefSeq and is a predicted model, not a curated record. Gene Ontology annotation, molecular function: phosphatidylinositol-4,5-bisphosphate 5-phosphatase activity; phosphatidylinositol-3,4,5-trisphosphate 5-phosphatase activity.
UUAUCAACAGAAUGUGAGAAAAUAACAGUUUUGAUGUUAUGUCAUGUGUAUUGUGUUGUGGAGAUAUCUACUUAAGUUAGCAUGCUAACCAGCUAACCCCGGCCUGUCUUGUCUCGUAAUACCACUUUGUACUUCAAGAGGUGACGGUAAGUCACUGUAGCGUUCAGUCUGUCCUCAGUCCAACAUGAGAAUCAGUUGUGCUGCCCCGAGCCACCACAGCGACAAUAGCAGAGAUUUUGAGCCAGCUGCUGCCAGCUGCAGGACUGUUAACAUGUCACUUUAUUGAGUUUUAGUAUUUUUUCAGGUGAGCAAGUAACCAUUUAGAUUCCCAGUAUGUGGUCAGUUUAUCCAAACAUGAAACAUGAAAUGGGGAUGGGAGGAUGUGCUCUCUGGUGAUAUGCUGCCCCCUAUUUGUUUGUAGCAGGUGGCCAAAUCUUACAUAUUGCAACUUUAAAAAAAAAAGCUGCAAGCGCAUCUACUUAAUUGGGAGGCGAGGCCCUUAUACACUCACUUCAUAGGCUAAUUAUGUUACGCACUUCAUCAUACCAACCACUAGGCGGCGGCGGUGCUUUAUCAUAGACUUUAAAUACAUAGAGCGGUCAUCCCCAUGUCAGAUCUACACUGUUACUUGGCUCGUAACCAGACACAACUUGAUAAUGUUUUGGAAACCAGCGUCGAGCGCAAAACAAAAAAUAGUUCAUUCAGCGCACAAACGGACGUCACGUUGGUACAGUAGGCGUAAUUGCCCCGACAUUUCUCUUCUAUCUGUGGCGGAUCUGUGAGCGUCAGAGUCGGGUUCCUCUGUAAUCAGUAACCGACAAUCCUCGGCAGGCAGCGGCUGCUCGUUUACGGAAGUCCCGGACAGUCUUGUUUAAUUUGAAGGGCACGGGGACACGGGCGUGUGCGCGCGGCUACAUCCUGUGUCUUUAAACCACAGGAAGGAGACAUUUGUGUUGUUUCUGAGAGAUGUAGCCCGCCUUGCAAAUCUGUCGCCAGCAUCGCUCCAAGCCCACCUGCUCCUUCUCUCUGUCAUCUCCCCGCUCAGGAAGCGAGGCGCUGGGAUGCCGAUGGUUUCAUCUGGGAGGAGGCUGGAAAGCAAAGUUCUGUGUUUUUUAUAGUUGACGUUUCGCAGAGGGGGGGGGCUUCUCGUAAAUUCAUAUCCUCCACCGAGGGUCCGCGCUGUCCGACAUUGACAUCUGCUGCAGAAACGCUUCACUCAAGAUCCAUCAGCUUUUAAAAUCCACAAGAACCAAAACAGACAUCUUAAGAAAUGGACCAAGGUAAUCAGAGCCAGAGCCAAAGCCAGACGCAAGCAGACAACCCAAGUGGAGCAGUAGAAGCUCCUCCGACCGAUACAGCAGCUCCAGCCACAGAUCCCACUGCCAGCCAGCCUGCUUCUGUCAGGCCUCGACGGCCCCAGAGAAGUGCCAAAGUAGAGGGCUCUGUAGACAUAUCCGAACCCAAAGAUGAACCCAAACACGAACCCACACCAGUGGCUAACCAGGACGAGUGCACUCCUGAUGGCGCUGCGGCAAGUCGUCCCAAACCCUCUCGCCCUGCAGCUGUCAAACCCUUAGGAGACCGCACCGCGCCUAGCAUCAAGUCUGGUCCUAAAGGUCCGGGACACCAUCCGGUCAGGGCUGCCUCAGUGCCCCACCCACCUGCUAGCAGGCCUGUGCCUCCUCACCUGACCCCUCAUGCACAGAGAGCCCUCUCUGUUGCAGGUACAGCUGACACUCAGGCCCAGGCUGUGGAAGACUUCAGGGUGCACAUCAUCACUUGGAACGUAGGUUCGGCCACGCCACCUGAUGACAUCACUUCUUUGCUGGGGCUGAACGUGGGUGAUGGAAACACAGACAUGUACAUCAUUGGGCUGCAGGAAGUGAACUCUAUGAUUAACAAAAGGCUGAAAGAUGUCCUCUUCACAGACCAGUGGAGCGAGGUCUGCAUGGAGAGACUCAGCCCCUUUGGUUAUGUGCUGGUGACCUCCCAGCGGAUGCAGGGGUUGUUGCUACUGAUCUUUGCCAAGUACUACCAUCUGCCCUUCCUCCGUGGAGUCCAGACUGAGACCACUCGCACUGGACUGGGGGGUUACUGGGGGAAUAAAGGUGGCGUGAGUGCCCGCAUGUCGGUGUUCGGUCACACCAUCUGCUUCCUCAACUGCCACCUGCCAGCUCACAUGGAAAACUCAGAGCAGCGCAUGGAGGACUUUGAGAGCAUCCUGCAACAGCAGCAGUUUGAGGGCCAGGCUGCCACCGGGGUUCUUGACCAUGAUGUGGUAUUCUGGUUUGGGGAUCUCAAUUUCCGCAUUGACGACCUGGAUAUGCAAGUGGUAAAAUCAGCCAUCGAUAACAACAAGUUUUCCGUGUUGUGGGAAAAAGAUCAGCUAAACAUGGCCAAAGACAGUGAGACAGUGUUGGAGGGAUUCCAAGAGGGGCCGCUGAAGUUCUCUCCUACCUACAAGUUUGAUGUUGGGACAAAUACAUAUGACACAAGUGGAAAGAAGCGUAAACCGGCGUGGACCGACCGGAUUCUCUGGCGCCUGAGAGCCACCGCACCUGCUGGCAGUGCAGGGAAGCGUGGUUCCAUUUCGGGGCUGACCAGCGGGACCAAAGUGACGCAGCACUGCUACCGAAGUCACAUGGAAUACAUCGUCAGUGACCACAAACCAGUCUCAUCCAUCUUUACCCUGCAGUUCCCCUACAAGGUGGAUAUUCCCCUGGUCACAAUCAUAGUGGAGGACGAGUGGAAUAGCAUUGCUGAUGCCAUAGCGAAAUUCAAACUGGCACCCAACUUUUCUCGAAGCUCCUGGGACUGGAUCGGACUCUAUAAGGUGGGUUUCAAACACCACAAGGACUACGUGGGAUACAUUUGGGCCAAGCAAGAGGAAGCUGAUUUCCUUCGACAAGAACAUCAGGUAGCCUUUACUGAGGAGGAAUUGCCCAAAGGCUCAGGGGACUUUAUCUUGGGUUACUAUAGCAACAAUAUGAGCACCAUUGUGGGUGUAACAGAGCCAUUUCAGAUCCAGCUUCCUACUUCAGACCCUGACAGCAGUUCUUCAGACAGCUCUGACAUUAGCUCUGAAGACGAUAGCACUGUUGUCCUCAUGAAGACAAGGUCCCGCAGUCCCAGUCCACGCAAGAGCAAGCACCGCAGCCAUCGCAGUGGCAGCCACGGCCGUAGUCUCAGCCGCUCCGGCAGUCCUACACAGGCCAAGAUGAAAGAGCCAAAUGUCACUGAUGGUUCUCCAUCCAGCACCAUGGAGGCAGCUGAGAGUGGGUCCACAGUACACCCAGCAGAGGGCAGCAGCAGCCAGCUGUCUGCUCCUGGGGAGAAAGACAAAGACUCAGAGGGGUCAGGGGUGUGAUACACAACCAAGUCCUGCUGUUGUCACAAGUCACAUAGCCAAAUGUUGUGUCUUUCAUUUGAUACAUCCACUGCACUGUAUGUUUUCUGUAAUGAAAAUGUACAGUUUCUUAUGCCAUCCUUUUCAGGAACAGCCGUCUGGUUUAUUCAGAAGGCUUACUUUGCCUUGAGUUGAUUUAUUAAGCUGUGCACAUUGUAUAUUUUUUUAUUUGUAAACUUUUCACUCUGUCCUGUGUUUCUUCUAUCUUUGUCCGUUCUCAGGUGUGGACAGUACAGGGAACUGACACCUUGCAUUAGAAAACUCUCAAGGAUUUAUGGUCAUGUAGAGUAAUGGCUGCUUAAUACUUUUUAGAGACUAACUUCCCUAUAUUCCAACAACGGUUUGAAGCUCUGCACUGACAGUCAUGUUGGCAGACUGCAUACAAGUGACCGAAAAAAAGCUCUUGAGACAAGGAGCAUGACAUACUUGAUACAGACAUUGCUCACAAAUAGUAUCAUUCACUGUUUGCUUUAGUUGUGGAACAUGUAUCUAUUAUGAAACAAAUCCACUCAAACCGAGAGGACCAUAGAGACAAAAAUACGUUUUAUUCUGAAUCUUAGAAUGAAAACAUCAGUUUUGUCAACUUGCGUUACUAGUUUCUGCAAAUCUGCAAAUGGAGAUAGCCAUGCAGUUGAACUUGGCUGUGUGGUUCUACAUUCCCUGCUUUGGCAAUUUGGUAUGUAUUACACAUCAACAUGAUAUAUACUGUAACAUGCAGAGAGCAUCUAAAAUGAUCCAUCAAUGGGAGUAAAAUACCUCCAGGGGGGCAUAAAAACAAAACAGAACCAAAUUAGGUGGAGAUGGGGUGUUUAGGGGCCCCUGCCACAAGCCAUUUCAGUGUAGAGAGUGAAUGUGGGUGUAAAGGCCUUUAAAUAGACCGCCAAGUCAGUGCAGUGAGAUGUGAUGGCUGUGGGUGACUAGCUGUCAGCUGACACAGCUGUCUUGCCAGAACUUGGUGAUUACUUGCUGGCCUUAGGUCCACUUACUAACAACUAUAGCAAUAUCCGUCCCAGGAGAAACAUGUUUCAAUUGCUUUGACAGAGAUACCUUUAUGUGAGUUAAUGGGCCUUAAUCUAAAUCUUGCCUUUCACAGCAGCAAAUUUAACCGGAACACAAAAGCAAGAAAGACACUAACUGGUUAUCAAUCUGGAUAUCUCCAACAAAUUUGAGCAGAAACUCUACUAUGUAGUGCUACUAGAGAGCUUUGUAUUAUACUGUUAGUAGUAUAAUACAAAGCCGACAUGUUCCACUAUUGUGAAAUAUCACAUUGCAAAUAUGAUAUUUCAAAUACAUGAAUUGUCAUAUUUAAUGCUUCACUUUUUGUAUGUUUUUGACUUAUGCUUUGUCUUUUCAGUUAACCGUUUUUUAAAAUUUGUUCUCUCUUUCUCACCCUCCCUUACUGAUCCCGGUCAUUACCUGACAGUGUGCUGUCACGAUAGAUGUGUUAACAUUGGUAUCGUGUGACCUCUGAUGCACCAUCUUAGACACUAUUUACCUUUGGGCUCUUAGCAUAGGACAGUGUAUACUGUUGUAGCUGUAACCUCAGUGUGCGUGUCUAUAAUCAGUUUUUGUGUGUAUGUGUUUUUAUGGAGUUGUGUGUGUGUGUGUGUUUGGGAUGGCGUGUGUGUGUGUGUGUGUGUGUGUGUGUGUGUGUGUGUGUGUGUGUAGCUAGCAGUGGCAGUGAAUGGAGUGCGACUGUGUUUGCAUGGUUUGCUGCUGGACAUACUCUACAUUCCGGUACUGUGAUUUUUGUGCCGUAAAGUGCUGUUUUUGACUCCUCUUUGUCAUAAUCGUGGCUGUGAAAAUUGUUAGAAAAACAUGGUAAGGACAGUAUAAAAAUUUAACUUCCGUGUAAACGUUAGGUGAAGAAAAUGCAGGAUAGUUAUGCUUGCAUAAAUCUAUAAUUAUUUGAAUCAUUUCAUAGUGCAUUUAUGUAUUUUCUUUACUUUAAAAUAAAAAAAUACACAACAUUUGUUUAGAGUAAGAGUAAAAGAGUGUUAGGGUGUUUAGAGUAAAAGAUUAAGAUUGUAUGAACUUUGUCCUACUUUAGGUGAUGUAGAUAAGUAUGAUCAGUACUGCAGUCAUGAUCAGUGACCAUUGUGAAAUGUUAAAGAAAAAAUGCUCUGUCUACAGAAUGUUAUCGUUUUGUUAUUAUGUGGCUAAAAUAGAAGAAUAUGUAUGUAAAUGACAAAUAUGAAGUAUGAUAUAACACACUAAAUAGCAGACAAUCUAUGCCACAAAGUUUAUUUUACGUAAAUUAUGUAUUUAUUUUCUUAUUUAACUGUUCAAUGAGCCUGAAUUCUGCUGGCCAGUGAGGGAGUAUUAUUUCAAUGGAAAUGUCAAAAUAUAUUACAGAAUAUUGAUCAUUAUUUUCCUUUUCUAUUUGGAACUAUGAAGAGAGAUCCUGAUUUCUCCAGUAUGCAUUUUAGUAAAUUCAAAUCAGAUGUUGCUUUUAUUGUCUGAUGUGUAGAUUGUUUAGUCUACAUGUGUUUGUAUAAUUGUAGAUGAAAUUGACCUGAAUACAAAAAAAAAAAAAAUACAGCAAUGUUGUGAGAUAUUUGACUGGAUUGUUGGCACAUGAGGAUAAUUAAAAACAUCUGUUCUAUGAGGUAA